Spinacia oleracea (spinach) is the source of this 1130-nucleotide messenger RNA. RefSeq names its product CAX-interacting protein 4. The transcript has 3 exons. The record is from RefSeq and is a predicted model, not a curated record. Lineage: Eukaryota; Viridiplantae; Streptophyta; Magnoliopsida; Caryophyllales; Amaranthaceae. The coding region runs from base 317 to 898 and encodes 193 amino acids.
UUUGGUACCCCAAACAUUGAGUUUGGCAUAUCCACUUCGAGUUCGAGCACGUAAAAGGUAAAACUGUGCUAAUCAGUUUGCGAUAUUUUCCGAAGAGUUUAUCUCUCCCUCAUUAUUAGAUCUCCGGCAUCUCCCUCUUUUCUCUCUCUAUCGACUCCAUUGCAGAUUUUGCUGAUCUUGCACCAGGGUUUCCCACCAUUACGGGUUUGGGAUUUUGUUCAGCAUCUAAGACCUUCUCAAUCGAUUGUCUUGCACAAGAUGUACUUCCUGCAUCUUCAUACCAAAAUGCAGUUUUUGAGCUGGUUUUUGAAUCCAAAUGGAAGCCAAAAAGUUCAUUCAGUUGGUCGAGGAGAAGAAGAAGCGAGUGAUGGAAAGGAAAGAAGCACCAAUGAAAUGGCAGCAGAGAUUGGAAGCUGGUGCAAAAGCAAUAGCCGAUGCUGAAGCCAAAGAACGGAAGGCGAAGUUGUCAAAAAAGAACAAAAGAAAAUCAGUAUCUGAUUAUGAUAGUGAAAGUGAAUCAGAUAGCAGUCAUGGGGGCAGAAAUUCUAGAAAAAGAUCCCAUAAGAAGCAUAGAAAGCACUCGCAUUCUGAUUCUGGGGAUGAGAAGAGGGGGAAGAAAUCCAAGCGCAAGUCAAAGAGACGGCCUUUGGACUCAAGUGACAGCAGUGAUGAUUGUGAUAGUAGCUCUGAAGAAAACAAGAGGACAAGGAAGCGAUCUCAGAGAAAGUACAGUCGGCAUGAUUCAAGAUUUGAGGAUUCUAGUUCUGAUUCUGAUGCUGCUGUGAGGAGAUCUCACAAAAGGCACCACAAACGCCACAAGAGGUCAGACACUAGUUCUUCUGAUUCCUCUGAAGAGGAUCAGAGGAGAAACCGUUCCAAGCACCACAAGGUUACUUGAUGACUACAUUUUUCUUCGAACUUGAUUGUUGUGUUGCUUUACCAUUAUCUUUCAUUGUUAAGGAGUUCUCAGAUAAAGUUAUCUUCGUUUGGUACAGGAGCAAUCCUAAAACUUUGCACAAGUAUCGACCUUGCUUUACAUUACUCAAUGUGGUUUCAUUGUGAAUUAUAUGUGUCAUCAAUUUGCUUAGCUUGUUUUGCUUUGUACCAAUUCAGUCAGCUGAUUCGAUGAA